This is a messenger RNA of Solea senegalensis (Senegalese sole), 900 nucleotides long. RefSeq lists its product as uncharacterized. Bases 71 to 667 code for a protein of 198 amino acids. The record is from RefSeq and is a predicted model, not a curated record. Lineage: Eukaryota; Metazoa; Chordata; Actinopteri; Pleuronectiformes; Soleidae. Gene Ontology annotation, molecular function: calcium ion binding. The transcript has 5 exons.
GUAUAAGCAGGGAUUUGUUGUGUAUAUAAAGUCAGUGGUAAAAGCAGAGCUGUUGCUCUGUUGGGACAGAAUGGGCCAAGCUGCUAACCUGCCUUGUAGGAGAGGAGAGACUUAUGUUACAGAGCUGUAUGAGUGGUUCAGGAAGUUUAUUCAUGAAUGUCCCAGUGGGCUGAUCACUCUUCAUGAGUUCCAAAGGCAUUUCUGUGAUGGAACAGUGGGCAGAGAGUCGGCUGAGUAUGCAGAACAGAUAUUCCGCACACUGGACAGUAAUGGGGACGGGCUGGUUGAUUUCAGGGAGUAUGUCAUGGCCAUCAGUAUGCUUAUUGAAGGUUCAGCUGUGGAGAAACUGCGGUGGUCAUUCAAGCUUUUUGACAAAGACAGAGAUGGAGCCAUUACCAAGGAGGAAAUGCUGGACAUCAUGCAGGCUGUUUAUAAGAUGAGUGUGGCUGCAGCUUUGACCAAACCCAACCCACUCACUGCUGAAGAAUGUACCAACAGGAUAUUUGUGAGAUUAGAUAAAGACAAUAACGCCAUCAUCAGUCUGGAGGAGUUCAUAGAAGGAGCUCUGGAUGAUGACUGGAUCAGAGAGAUGCUGGAAUGUGACCCCAACACUGUGAAGGUGGAGAGGCCCGUGAGGAGGGACAACACUCUGGGGACCCAUGGUUGACAUGUAGUCCACCAUUUUAUUCAUCGAGAGCAGAGAUUUAAAAACCAGCUGAUGUUCUCUCUGACAUUUUUCCAGGAAUAGUUUUAGAAACACAGCUGCACAUGCAGUCAUUUAGAUGUCAACUAAGGUUGCAACUACGUUGAAAGCAUUAAUUCCCAGAGGUUGUUUGUAUGUCUACAACAUAGUUCAGUAAAAUAAAAAUUAAUUUUGAAGCUAGAUUUUGGUGGUGACUA